This is a messenger RNA of Vitis vinifera (wine grape), 1421 nucleotides long. RefSeq lists its product as uncharacterized. Lineage: Eukaryota; Viridiplantae; Streptophyta; Magnoliopsida; Vitales; Vitaceae. The transcript is spliced from 2 exons. The record is from RefSeq and is a predicted model, not a curated record. Bases 512 to 1174 code for a protein of 220 amino acids.
AGGAGAGUGCUUUUGGCUGCCAGCUGCAUGGUAGUGGGGACGGUACCUGGGGCUGCAGGAGGGUGGUCUGAGAGCAAGCCGUUGGAGAUAUUUUUAGAGGGAGAAAGGGCAGGCCAGGAAGGGGGGCAGGGGUUUUUGUUUGGUUACUUUGGGGAGAGAGAGGGCAGCUGCACUAGAGGAAAAAAAGGUGAGAAAAAGAGAGGAGUGGAAAAACACUGGAGAGAAAACAGAGAGGGGAGAUCGGGUAUAGGUGAGGAGUGAUAGCAGAGAGCUUUGGGAUAGGGAAGAUUCCUGGAGCUUAGGGGAAGGAUGACCAGAGAGGGAGAGGAGUUUCAGGGGAGCUUAGAGAGAGAUAUUUGGAGGGGGUUCUUUGGAGCUGCAGGAGCUUCAAGAAGGAUUCUGAGCUGAGGAUUCACCCAAGACGGAUCAACAAGUCACAACUCAAAACACCCAGCUGAGGAAGAGACUUUUAGAGUACAUUGAGAUUAUACUUCGUCAGUUGAGGUUCACCAUGUCGGACGAGAUCGCACCCAUUACUCUUACUACUCUUUAUGAGAUGAUGGUGGAUUUGACGCGGAGGGUUGAGAGGAUUGAGCUCAUUUUGUCAGGGCAUCCAUCGUCAUCGAGAGGAGCUCCAGGAGUAGCGAUGCCUUCAUUGCCACACUUGACUUCAUCGACACCUGCUACUUUGGGUGCCUCACAUCCACGACCUCGCCCACAUUCAAUGUUCCAGCAGCAUUCCUCAUCCAUUUCACUGGCUACGCCGACACGACCUCCAUCCCGGCUUCGGGGCCCUUCGGUCGUUACAGUUCCUCAGGAUCGAUUUCCUCCCCAUCGACGAUGUCGGAGACACUUUUCAGAUUUGAGUGCACCCCUGAGCGGGGUUUUUGAGACGUUGCAGGCCCUGGGAUUUUUGGCUUCUCUGGCUCCUAGGGCGCUUCCAGAUCCUGUGCCUCCACAGUUUCGUCUUGAUUUAUAUUGUGCGUACCACCAGUCAGUAGGACAUCACACUGAUCGUUGCACUGCUCUACGACAUGCCAUACAGGACAUUGUUGAUUCUGGGACGUUUGGGCAUCCUCAGUCUGAUAUGUCUCUUAUUUCUACCCCAGCUCAGGCCAUGCAUGCAGACGCCCCUUCACCAGCAGUCCCUGAUCUUAUUGAUUUGGGCGAUUGACUCAUGAUUGGCUUACCUUGGUGUGGUGGCACUCAGAUUUUGUUCAUUCUGUGGCCAGAGACGUGAUGACAGGACCAGUCGCUAUUUUUGUUUUUGUUUGUUUAGUCUUGUUUUGCUUUUGACUUUUAGAGACUAUAACUCGAUUCUUGAGUAUUGUCUUUGUUGUCCUUCUUUUACAUGAUGUACUCAUCGAAUUAUCCCAUUGGAUGCAUUUUCCUUUAUGGACAUGUGUUUGUGUUUUGUGAUA